Messenger RNA from Amphiprion ocellaris (clown anemonefish), 1372 nucleotides. It is a transcript of the gene surf6, whose product is annotated as surfeit 6. The transcript is spliced from 4 exons. Gene Ontology annotation, molecular function: RNA binding; DNA binding. Gene Ontology annotation, biological process: ribosomal large subunit biogenesis; ribosomal small subunit biogenesis. Gene Ontology annotation, cellular component: nucleolus. Lineage: Eukaryota; Metazoa; Chordata; Actinopteri; Pomacentridae. The coding region runs from base 124 to 1200 and encodes 358 amino acids. The record is from RefSeq and is a predicted model, not a curated record.
UAGUGAAGCUCCGCCCCGUUAAAUUUACACACGUGCGUAUAGAAAUGUGUUGACAUUUUUUAUCCGUGAAUUUCUCCGUUUUCACUCUGUUUCAGCUGAGUUAAAGGCGGUUAAUUUGUCCACAUGGAUCUCGCCUCUAAGGACUCGUACAUUCAGAAAUUUGCAAGCAAAGUCUUUUCUCAACGAGACCAGGAGCCAAAGAAGAGACCGUUUGUUCAUUUCAAGGGUAAAAGUGAUUCUGGUGAACCAAAGAAGAAGAAAAAAUGUAAAAAGAAACAUUUUAAAGACAAGGGCACUGAUGAAAAGACUCCCAAACCCCAAAAGAAGGCUCAGCCCUCUCCAGCAGCACAGAAAAGUCUGGCUACAGGAAAACCACAUGGACCUAAAACUGAGAGCAUAAAUGGAGCUAGGACACAGAAGCCUCAAGGAGGAAAUGUAGACUCCAGCUUCUCCACAGUAGAUGUCCUGCGCAAGAGGCUACAUGAAAAGAUUGAAGAGUCCAGAGGCCAGGGACCCCCAAAGGAUGCAUUAUCAGAGGCAGUCCAGGCAAAACGUGUAAAGCGAAAGCUCGAGCGGGAGCGCAAGAAGAGGAAGAGGAAAGAAUUUCUCAUGAAGAAACUGGCAGAGAAAAAUGGCCAGGAGCAGGUUCCAGAGAUAAAACAGGAACAACAGCCAGCUCCUGCCUCCAGCAAGCGAAAUGAGACAGCUAUUGUGUUCAACAAGGUGGAGACAGUGGAAGAGGGAUAUGUAGAUAAAAUACAGAAAAAGAAGAACAAGAAGCAGAGUGUAAAGGGUCAAGUUACGCCGCUGAUGGGGAAAAACUACAAGCAGCUGCUCAGCCGUGUGGAGGCCCGCAAAGCAAAGGUGGAACAGCUGAGGGAGAAAGACGAGGAAAAGGCCAGGGAACUGGAAAAGAAGAUCCAAUGGACCAACCUGCUCUAUAAAGCAGAGGGCAUCAAAAUCAAAGACGACGAGGACAUGCUGCGAGCCUCGCUGAAGAAGAAGGAGAAGAGGCACGAUCAGAGGAAGAAGCGCUGGAACAAACGUAGCGAGAACAUCAUAGAAAAGAUGCAGCAACGGCAGGACAAGAGGCGGAAGAACCUCCAGAAACGCAAACAAGUCAAAACGGAGAAGAAGAAAGACAGGGCGAGAAAGAAGGGCAGAGUGCUGCCUGAGGACUUGAAAAAAGCUGCAGUUUAGAGGAAAAAAAGAUAACUUAUGUCAUGUCCAAUAAGUAAAUCAGUCUCUUUAUAUUGCACUGGCUUGAUAUGAAAGUGUGUUAACUGUGCAAAUAUUGGUUCAAAUGUCCACCAUCUUGUUGUCCAGGUGUAUUAUAAUGUGUGUCAUGGUCAAUUAAAUACAUGGCAACAUC